UUUUUUUUUUUGCUCCUGUUUCCGAGAAAGAAUGGAACAGAGGCAUAGCCACAAAAGUACACACAAAAGUCGUCAAACAGAUCUUGGUAAUAAACCUAUACAAGAUAUACCUGAUGCACCACUAUUGGAAGAAUCUCAUCAAUACUUGACUCAUUCACAUUCAAAAUAUCUACGGCAGUUGAAGCCUGAACAAUCUCAAUCUCAAGUUUAUGAUCAACAAUAUCAACAACAGGAACGAAAAUACCAUGGUUCUUCUGAUGAUUCAAGAGUUACACCAGAAAUGCUAAUAGUCUCAGCGGACAUCCCCAUCUUUGCUUCCUCUCAUCAACACGGCUCUUUCGCUCGAUCAUCGAACCGCUCCCCUACUCCUACGCAAGCAUCUGCUAUCAUUCUACCCACUCCAGUUGCGACUGACGACAAGGUGUUGAGGCAUUCAACAUUAUCAACCUUGCAAUCCCCUGUCAUGAAAGACCAAACAAGGAGAGGAACAACAAUUGAUCUUUAUGGCUCUCAGCAGCAACGGUUCAGAGAUGGAGAGUAUCCAUCAACUAGUCCGAAGUAUCAUGACGAUCAUCGUCGAAAUGUUCGCUCUAUAGGCCUGGUUGUUGACGAUGACUAUAUGAAACAUAGUAUACAGCCAUCAAAUCAUGAACAUAAUGCUUCUUCCCUUUCUUCUUCCUCUUCUCUAAAGUACCAACAGGGGUCCGGCGUUCUGCAAAGGGAAGCUUCUUCAUCCCUGUCCCUAUCACGACAUCAAAGACCUUCAAAGUCAGACCAAAGUCAUCUUCACAAACAUCUUCUAUACCACUCUACACGCGAGCAAUCAUUUCCUCCAUUUCAUGAUACAGAACUGCUCGAUGGGCAACGAAUCAAAGGAUCUCAAAACUAUAAUCGGCAUAGUUAUUAUAUUGAACAGCAGGAAGUGCAUCAGCAGCAGCAGAAAGACGGACAACCAAAACAGCAUUAUGAUCACUAUUAUUUACGUAGUAAUCAUGGGAGUGGAAGUAAAUCCAGGAGAGAAUCACACUCAUCGACAAGCAAUAUAGAGCAAAGAGACCCAACAUGGGGUAAUAUACAACAAAGUCGCGAUUGGCACGAUGCUCAUCUACAAGAAGAACACCACUACUAUUAUUCAUAUGAUUACUUACGUGGUCAACGCCGUCUAGACAAAGAUACUGUACCUUCAAGUAAAGGUCCGUAUUCGAAAUUAAACCAAGGAAGGCAACAAACAAAUUCAUUUGACACUAUCAAGAGAAGGGCGUCCUACGAUGAUGACGACGAUCAUCUAUGGCAGCGGCAGCGAAAAGAAAAAGUAAUGGACAUCUUGGUUGAUGGUGAUAAGGGGCAAACUCAACGACCAACUCUUCCGAGGCUAUCUUUGCGUAGCUUCGGGGUCAAACAAAAAAGUUUAAAGCAUUACGAACAGGAUGAGCUGAAAGAAGACUCGGAGGGUGAGGAUUCAAAAAAGGGAAAAAAGGAAGUGUAUUAACCUCAUUUUGGGAUAAAGUAGUUCUAAUGAAGUCACCAUCUUUCUCUCUUACCUUCCAAAAAGCCCAAUCCACGCUCUUUAUAGCACAGCGCCAUGAGAGCGUGUCCAAUAUUACCACACCAGCUUUAACAAGCGCUCAAAGACAAUCAACUUUUGCAAACUUCCGAGGAAGCAGCUCAACCCUUUUGAAAGACUCAACCAAUU
This is a messenger RNA of Lobosporangium transversale, 1693 nucleotides long. RefSeq lists its product as hypothetical. Bases 32 to 1489 code for a protein of 485 amino acids. NCBI's taxonomy places the organism in Eukaryota, Fungi, Mortierellomycota, Mortierellomycetes, Mortierellales, Mortierellaceae. The transcript has 4 exons. The record is from RefSeq and is a predicted model, not a curated record.